This is a messenger RNA of Impatiens glandulifera, 2999 nucleotides long. Its product is annotated as protein ENHANCED DISEASE RESISTANCE 2-like. The coding region runs from base 652 to 2838 and encodes 728 amino acids. Gene Ontology annotation, molecular function: lipid binding. The transcript has 22 exons. The record is from RefSeq and is a predicted model, not a curated record. NCBI's taxonomy places the organism in Eukaryota, Viridiplantae, Streptophyta, Magnoliopsida, Ericales, Balsaminaceae.
AAAAGAUGGUGUAUUUCCUUUUAUUCUUUCCGCCGCCGCUGUAUAAAAUAAUUAUUUGAAAUGGGUUUGAAUUUGCGACUCAAAUGAGUGAGACAAAGAGGCGAAUUUGUUGAUUCUUUUCCAUAAAUCCCACUUUUCUCUCCCCACCUCUCUCUUUCUCUAUUUCUCUCUCCAUCUUGGUGAUUACUACGGCGGAAAAGAUCGUGUGAACCUCUUCUCUAUUGCACUUUGUACGAGAUACUUUUGAAAUUAUAUAAGCGGGUUUGUAAAUUCUGCAAUUAUUUUGUCUUCUGGGAAAACCCAAUUUCAUUUCUUUCAAAUAGAUCCUGUAACACGGUUCAAAUAUCUAGAAUUUUGUGGGGAAUUCUUCAAUCCAUUGUUUUUUACUGUUUUUAUUGAAGAUUGGAUCCUGGGUUUGUGAUAAAAGUAGCUUAUCGGAUUCGAUUUGAAUUUUGUAGUCUAUUUGCUCAUUUCGAUAAGAACGAUGUUGGAUCAAGUCACUUAGGUUAUGAUUCAGUAGCGGAAGUGAAAAUUGGUAAUCUGAACUUCCGGAGGAAAAAUCGAGUUCUGUUCUUCGUGGGGAUUGGUUUGUAGACUAUACUAGACUGACUGUGAGUCUGUGAGAGUUGGAAUUAGUCCAUUAUUAUUAUUAUGUCAAAGGUGGUUUAUGAAGGUUGGAUGGUCCGACAUGGUCGGAAGAAGAUUGGGAGAUCUUUUAUUCAUAUGAGAUUCUUCGUUCUCGAGACUCGUCUUCUCGCUUACUACAAGAGGAAGCCUCAGGAUAAUGUGGUUCCAAUAAAGACUCUUCUUAUAGAUGGGAAUUGUAGGGUUGAAGAUAGAGGAUUGAAGACACAUCUUGGACAUAGGGUUUAUGUAUUAUCCAUCUACAACAAGAAAGACAAACAUUAUCGAAUAACGAUGGCAGCAUUCAACGUAACGGAAGCACAUACAUGGAAAGAGAAGAUUGAAUCUGUUAUUGACCAGCAUCAGGGUUCGCAGGCUGGUAGUGGGGGAAAGUUUGUUUCUUUUGAAUAUACUGAAACAGAAAAUGGUAGGAAAUCUUCUUCAUCAGAUCAUGAAAGUCAAUUUAGUGCCCCUGAAGAUGAAGAUAACUCCAAUCAUGGUCGUUUAUUGCGGAGAACAACAAUAGGAAAUGGUCCUCCUGAUUCAAUUCUGGACUGGACUGUAGAAGUUGACUCUGAUUUAAAUCAGAAUUCCAACAACCAAGCAUUCUCUAGAAAACAGUGGCGCCUACUUCAGUGUCAAAAUGGGCUUCGCAUUUUUGAAGAGCUCCUUGAAGUUGAUUUUCUUCCAAAAAGCUAUAGCAGAGCAAUGAAAGCUGUAGGGGUGGUGGAGGCUUCUUGUGAAGAGAUAUUUGAGCUUGUGAUGAGUAUGGACACAACACGAUUUGAAUGGGACUGCAGUUUCCAGUAUGGUAACUUAGUAGAAGAUGUAGACGGGCACACAGCAAUCCUCCACCACAAAUUAUUGCUCGAUUGGUUCCCAAUGUUUGUGUGGCCCCGUGACCUUUGUUAUGUGCGGUAUUGGCGCCGAAAUGAUGAUGGAAGUUAUGUUGUCUUAAUUCGUUCAAGGGAGCAUGAAAACUGUCCGAAAGAACCUGGAUUUGUACGAGCGCACAUUGAGAGUGGGGGUUUCAAUAUUUCCCCUCUAAAACCUCGAAAUGGGAGACCUAGAACUCAGGUGCAACACCUUAUGCAGAUUGAUCUCAAAGGAUGGGGAGUAGGAUAUAUUCCUUCAUUUCAACAACAUUGUCUCCUUCAGAUGCUAAAUAGUGUCGCAGGACUUCGAGAAUGGUUUUCCCAAACAGACAAAAGGACUGCUCCUCCAAGAAUCCCUGUAAUGGUCAACAUGGCUUCUACUUCUGUAUCGCUAAACAAGAAUCAAAAUCUUUCACAAUCCUCUGUCCACAUUCGUAAUUCUUCUCUAGAUCAAACUCAGAUUUCCAACAAAAAUGGCCCAAUGAAUGAUGAAUAUUCGGAUGAUGAAGAUGAUCUUCAAGUGUUUGAAGAACAAGAGGAAUUUGCUGACAGCUUUCAGUGCGAAGAACAAAAAACAGAAGUAGAACCCUCUGAUCAAAUUGAUUUCUCCUGUUUCUCGGGCAAUCUACAACGUAAUGACAAUGAAAAUGCUCGUAACUGCUGGCGGAUAUCGAAUGGGAACAAUUUUAGAGUUCGUAGCAUUAAUUUCUUUUAUGACAAAUCAAAGGUCUCUGCCGGAAAGCAUGUAUUGGAUAUUGUUGCUGUUGAUUGGUUUAAGGACACAAAACGUAUGGAUCAUGUUGCAAGACGAUCUGGUUGUGCAGCCCAGAUUGCCUCAGAAAAAGGGUAUUUCACCAUAGUUAUCAAUUUUCAAGUACCUGGUUCGACACACUACAGUAUGGUUUUCUACUUUGUGACAAAGAAACUAGUACCUGGAUCUCUUUUGCAACGGUUUGUUGAUGGUGAUGAUGAUUUUCGUAAUAGCAGACUAAAGCUGAUUCCAUCAGUUCCUAAGGGCUCAUGGAUCGUGCGCCAAAGUGUUGGGAGCACUCCUUGCUUACUUGGAAAAGCAAUUGACUCCAAUUAUAUACGUGGUCCGACAUAUCUGGAAAUUGAUGUGGAUAUUGGCUCUUCUACCGUCGCUAAUGGUGUCCUCGGGCUCGUAACAGGGGUUAUCACGACGCUAGUGGUUGACAUGGCUUUUCUUGUACAGGCAAAUACUAACGAGGAGCUGCCGGAGCGGUUGAUAGGUGCUGUUCGAAUGUCUCACAUAGAACUGUCGUCUGCCAUUGUUCCAAAGCUUGAGCCCGAACCGUCAUCCACCCAUAGCAAUACUUGAUUUGUGUUCAAAUUUAUGUUUGCUUUUUCGUUUUUGGUUAAGAAACCGUCAAUUUGUUGUCAACAUAUCUUUUACAAUAUAGAAAUUUACCAGGUGACACAUAUUUCUUUUAUUUAAUAUAAUUCUUUUCUGUCGCUAUUAAGAUAAGGCGACUACACGAA